AUGCCGCGCCUAGAGGACGUUAAGAUUCCCGCGAAGCUGCAAGCUCUGCUGGAAAAGGCUCCUCCGCCCGCGCCAGGAGCGCCGAUCGGAAGCACGCUAUUAGGCAUCGGCGGAUUCAGCUUCGGCGGAAGUGGCGGAGGAUCGGCAGCUGCCGCGGGAACCGGUGGCGGAAGCGGAGGCGCAGGCGGAGUGACCCUCCCCCCGCGCCUCCCCGUGCAUCAGCUGGGCGGGGUGAAGAACCGACUUAACUUACAGGUGCAUCACGAGCAGUCGUCGUUCUCGCGUGCGACGUCGCAAUCGUCGUCCGCGUCGUCGUCGUAUGCGACAGCCCCUGCGAGCCAGGAGCAGCAGAGGUUACCAGUAGGGCCGCCGUCCGUGCUUCAGCAGCAGCAUCUGCGCCCGCCUCCAGGCCUAGCCGCAGCGGUAGUUGCGGGAGUGGGUAGAGACUCGAGGGAAAGCAGAAGCAGCCUACGCGACGACGAUAAUGAUUCCGACGCCGGCAGCGUGAUCUUCUCCCCCGUUCCGCAACCCGCGCACUUGCGGAAAGCCGCUGCGCGGAAAAAGAAGAGCGCGGAGGCCGGCGCAGCUGCGACGGGCGUUGGGGCAGGAGGGGCGGGGAUCGGGGGAGGAGGGGGAGCGGCGGGAUCAGGAGCGGCAGGCGGUAGUAAGGAGAGUGGAUCGAGUAGCAACACAGGUCCUUCGCAUGGAAGCGCCAGCAAUCAAGCCUCCCCCACUCUCUCCUCCCCUUCUAAUGCGCUCUCUCCCCCCGGACUUGGCGCUACUUCUCUCGCCUCUAGCGCCUUCUCCUCCGCUUCCGCCUCCGCGUUUUCCUCCGCCACCAGCUCUGGCGGCGCUGACGUGGCGCCGUCACACAGCCAAUCGGCGCGCAGCAGGCAGGGCGUGGCGUCGGGGAAGGGGGACGAGCAGGGGAAGGGGGGAGCGCCGUCGCAGUCCCCGCGGUAUCAUCCCCCCCGGCCCUCUCCGCCCAAACAGCAGCCGCAAUCGCAGUCGCAACAGCAGGCGCAGCCACAGCAGCAGCAGCAACUGGAACGUUUUCAAAGGGCCAAAAUGAGACAGCAGCAGCAGCAGCAACAGCAGCAACAACAACAGCAGCAGCAGUCACAGCAGGCUGGGAUACCGUGGCUGAACCGAGACGGGGGUGACGGCGGCGCGGGGGAGGGAGAGUACGAGGAGGAAGAGGAGGGGGAAGAGGGCGAGGAGGAGGGGGAGGUGGCGGAGGUGGUGCGGCGGGCGCGCACACUGCCCAACUCCGCGCAGGAGAGCGGCGGAGUGCUGCACGCGCUCACCGUUGCGCUGCAGGCCGUGCAGGACGAGCAGCAGUACGAUCCCUCUUCCGCCUCCCCCUACACCCCCUCGCGCCCCUCCCCGCCUCUCCGCAGCUCCAGCACGGGAAGCGCAGCCGCGCGCGCGCAUCUCCCCUCCUCCUCCUCCGCCUCCUCCGCCGCUGGCGCGACCCGCGGGGAUGGCGGCAGCGCUGCGGCCGCAGGGAGAGGCGGAACGGCGUUCCCUCUGUCCUCCUCCUGCAACUCAGUGCCGGGAAGAGCAUUAGGGGCGUCAGGCGCAGCAGGGCCAGCGGGGGCAGCAGGGGCGUCAGGGGCAGGCGCGAGUGGCAGCAGUCGCAAGUCCAACCGUAUGAAAACUGUGGUGGGCAGCGUGUGCGGUAGUGUGGUGAGCAGCAGUGGCGGCAGGAGCAAGAGUGGGAAGAGCAAGGAGGAGAAGCUUGCAGGGCUGCCCAUGCUGCCCCCUCCCCACGCCACGCAGAUUGUCAAGUGCACGUGGUGUGGCCAGAACCUGUCGCUCCCCAAGAAGCUCCCCACGCCCAAGAGUGGGAUGGGCGGAGGCGCGGGCAGGCAGGGGGGGGCGUAUGGUGUGAGCGGGAGCGGGAACGGGAGCGGGUAUGGGUAUGCGGGGGAAGAGGAAGGGCGGUGGGGGGCGAAUGCGAGGGAUGGAGAGGGGUGGGAGGCAGGUGGAGGAGCUGGGAUGGGAGGUCAAGCAUAUGGUGAUGAAGGGGCUUAUGGUGGGGAUGGUGGUGGUAGUCCUUAUGGGUAUGGGGCGCAGAAUGGGUAUGGCGAGGGAGGGGGUUAUGGUGGGGGCGAGGAGGGGACAGGUGGCGGGGAGUGGGAGGAUGAGGAUGGGGAGGCGGAUUUUGGGUUUGAGGACCCAUACCCUCCUGGAAACGCAGGGAUGGCAUACGGCCAGCAACAGCAGUGGCAGCAGCAGCAGCAGCAGCAGCAGCAGCAGCAGCAGCAGCAGCAGCAGCAGCAGCAGCAGCAGCAGCAGCAGCAGCAGCAGCAGCAGCAGCAGCAGCAGCAGCAGCAGCAGCAGCAGCAGCAGCAGCAGCAGCAGCAGCAGCAGCAGCAGCAGCAGCAGCAACAGCAACCGCAGAAGACAGGAGGAGCGGGCAGUGGGGGGCGCGUGGGCAGCACGGGGUUUCAUAGGGUUCAGAGUGCAGGGGGGAGGGUGCAAGCCGUGGCUGUGGCAGCAGGCAUGGUUCCUGACCAGAGCAGUCGACAGUUUGUUCGCGCUGGCAGCAGUGCUGCGGCGUACCAAGGGAACUUUGACCCUGGUGAGGGCGUAACCGGGGGAGGUGUAUAUGGCGAGGGGUAUGGGGAGGAGGAAUACGAGGAAGGGUUGACAGAUGAGUACGGAGGGGGGUAUGGUGGCAUGGACGGGCAGGGAUUUCACGGGGAAGCGGAAGAGGAAGUGGAGGAGGAGGAGGAGGAAAUUGCAGAUGGGGACGCGGGGGAGGAGGAGGAGGAAGAGGAGGAGGACAUGUAUGGGGAUCUGGAAACAGAGCUAGAGGCAGCAGCCAUGGCAGAAGCAGCAGGGGGCGCGUAUAGCCAGUCCGCGUCUCCCUGUACUCCUGCCCGAGCCGGGCCAGGGAAAACUCGAGGAGGAGGGUUUGCAUCAACCACUGGUGGUGCUGCUGCUGCUGGUGCUGGUGGUGGUGGGAGUGGCAUGAGGAGCAAGGGGCAAGGGGCAGAGGGGAAGCGCAUGGCACGGUGCAUGACUAUGAACGUGGUGAGUACUGCUGGUGGCUCUGGUGCUACAGCCGCUGCUGCCACAGCCACCACUCCUGGGCGGCACAAGGGCCCCCGGCACACGCGCAGUGGGAGCAGCAGCAGCAGCAGCGGCGCAGGGAUGGCGGGGAACAGCGGCAGGUUCAAGAACCACGUGCAGAGCAGCCCGCCCGGGGGGGCCAACAACAGCGGCAGCAGCAACAACGGGGAGAGCCCGCCUAGCGGCUUCUACGGACAGGGUGCUGCUGGUGGUGCUGGUGGGGGUGCUGGUGGUGGGAGUGGAGGGGCAGGAGGGGUGAGCCGUGGGGGUAUGACGAGGGCGCGCUCGUCUCUGGACCUGGAGGCGAAAGGCAGGCCGUUUCCGUCGUCCUCUUCCUCGGUCAUCUCCGCUGUGUCGCCCCGUCGGCCCACCAGCAGAGGCGCCUCGUCCCUCAUCUCCAUGCCUGUGUCUGCCACUAUUCCAGCCAUGGGUCCCGGUGUGGGGCUUGGGCCUGGCUUUGGGUCUGGCCCCGCUGGUGCUGGUGCUGGUGUGGGUGUUGGUGGUGUGUUUCCCGGGUCUUCGUCCAUGCCAGCAGCUACUGCCUCGUCAUCGUUCCUGGCCGCUACACAUCCCAGCCACGGCCGGGUGACUGCCAGGAGUAGCAACACAGCGGCAGCAGCGGCGGCGGCGGCAGCAGCAGCAGCAGCAGCAGCAGCAGGAGGAGGAGGGUUGCAUCAGCAGCAUGAGCCGUGGGAUGCGCAGGUGCAUGAGGCCGAGGCCAUGGCAGGCCCUAUUCACCCCGGCUCCUACUGGUACGACGCUUAUGCUGGCUUCUGGGGCAUUAUGGGGGGCCCGUGCCUUGGAGUCAUCCCGGCGAGCAUAUGGGCGGUGGCACACGCACCCAUGCCGCAGGACUGCUGUGGGGGCACCACAGGUGUGGUGGUGAAUGGGCGCGAGCUGACCCCACGAGACCUGACCAUCCUCAAGGGGAGGGGGCUGCCCAUGGUGCCGGGGUUCUACUCUCUCACCAUUGAUGGCGAGCUGCAUGACGAGUCCACGGGGCGCCAUAUUAAGUCGCUCGGGAAACUCGCUCCCUCAUUGGAGAGGCAACAACGGGGAGCGGGUAUGUAUGUGCCGAGUUGA
This is a messenger RNA of Closterium sp. Yama58-4, 4164 nucleotides long. NCBI's taxonomy places the organism in Eukaryota, Viridiplantae, Streptophyta, Zygnematophyceae, Desmidiales, Closteriaceae. The record is from the annotation of a GenBank genome assembly.